This is a messenger RNA of Salvelinus sp. IW2-2015, 651 nucleotides long. Lineage: Eukaryota; Metazoa; Chordata; Actinopteri; Salmoniformes; Salmonidae. The record is from RefSeq and is a predicted model, not a curated record.
AUGCAGAGUGAGAGUCUGGCUGGUCAGACUGGCCACCCAGGAUUUCCUGGUAUCCAUGGUGUCAAUGGUCACGUUGGUGCUGGGGGGAAUCCUGGUCUGCCGGGGCUAGACGGCUGUAACGGGACCAGGGGACAGACGGGGAUCCCCGGUGUUCAUGGCACGGACGGAUUCCCUGGACUCAGGGGAUAUUUCGGUCCCAAAGGAACAAAAGGGGAGCCUGUCUACGAUGUAUCUGUACCUGGCCUUCCUGGCGACCCUGGGCCUCCUGGAAGAUCUGGAUCACCUGGCCAUGCGGGACCCAAGGGUCACACAGGCCCUGCUGGACCUAAUGGAAAUAAUGGUCCAGACGGUCCACCCGGGGCUAGAGGAGAACCAGGUGACACUGGCAGAUCACUGCCGGCAUUAAAGGUGAUGAGGGGGACCAGGGUCAACCAGGGCCUCCGGGGCCUGAGGAGAUCGUCGAGCCUCCAGACCUUUUCUACCCCAAAGGAGGCAAGGGGGAUAAAGGGGUUCCUGGACCAUGUGGACCCAGAGGCAUAACUGGAGAAAAAUCCUAUGAAGGACUCAAGGGAGAAACUGGAAUCCGUGGCUUUCCUGGUCCUCGGGGUUACAUUGGAGAUACCGCCAGCCUGGAACGUUCUGGACCACAGG